Molecule: messenger RNA, 874 nt
Organism: Rubroshorea leprosula
Lineage: Eukaryota; Viridiplantae; Streptophyta; Magnoliopsida; Malvales; Dipterocarpaceae
Source: the annotation of a GenBank genome assembly
CAUUGAGCUUUUUCUUCGGUGUAAUAUAUAGAGGUAGUGUUCGAAUCAAUCUAUUUUUCUUAGAUUUGAAUCUGAUUCACACUUUCCUUCUGUUCUCUCAUUAGGAAUUUUUCCUCUGCUCUCUCUGAUCUCCUCCGUCUCUCUGCAACUCUCUCCAACCAUGACUUCUACUGCUAGCAGAUGGCUCAAGCCCGAGGUGUAUCCUCUGUUUGCUGCAGUUGGUGUAGCAGUUGGCAUUUGCGGCAUGCAACUCGUGAGGAACAUCAUCACGAAUCCAGAAGUGAGGGUAACCAAAGAAAACAGGGCUGCAGGAGUGCUGGACAACUUUGAUGAAGGAAAGAGAUACAAAGAACAUGGUCUACGGAAGUAUGUCCGCGACAAGCGUCCAGAGAUCAUGCCAUCCAUCAACAACUUUUUCUCAGACCCAAAAUUAUAAACAAGUUGGUCAGAUUUGUUUACUUAUAUUUUACAAUUGGAUGCAAUGAUAUUCUUUUUAGCUCCAAAUCAGAUCCUAAAAGAAUUUUUUUUUUUUUUUAAUUUUUGAUGAGGCAAUCAAAUUGAUAAUGAAGGUGUUGGAUCUUUCUUGAAUAAUAAAAACUCAAUUUUAAUAUUUUUCUCCUCUUUCAUUUGUACUAUUUUGCGAGAAGAGUUAGUAGGACUCAUGGCAAAAUUUCUGAGCUGAAAUUAAGAAUGAAUCCUUACUAAUCAGUAAAAAAAGAGGAUAACUUGCAUUCCUGAUGAGAUGUAUUUUAUUGAAUAGCAUGAACACGAAAGAAACGGUGUAUAAAUUUGUCUUCCACAUGUUUCUUAUUUGGAUGUAGUUAUGUAUAUAAGAGAUCCGUACUACAUCUCUAAAGAAAGAUGAGUGCUCAAA